Molecule: messenger RNA, 2380 nt
Organism: Trichechus manatus latirostris (Florida manatee)
Lineage: Eukaryota; Metazoa; Chordata; Mammalia; Sirenia; Trichechidae
Gene: FAM20C
Product: FAM20C golgi associated secretory pathway kinase
Exons: 10
Coding region: 124-1881 (585 amino acids)
Biological process (GO): protein phosphorylation; enamel mineralization
Cellular component (GO): Golgi apparatus
Molecular function (GO): protein serine/threonine kinase activity
Source: RefSeq, a predicted model, not a curated record
UAGCUGUCCUAGCGCUGGAUGGACAUUGACCCGCGAGGCGGCGCCGUGUCCGAGUGGAGCCGAGGCUAGAGGAGCGGGCGGCGCUCCGGAGGGCGCCCGACCCCAAGUCGCUCGCCUGUGGCCAUGAAGAUGAUCCUGGUGCGCAGGUUCCGCGUGCUCAUCCUGAUGGUGUUCCUGGUGGCCUGUGCGCUGCACAUCGUGCUGGACUUGCUGCCCAAGCUGGAGCGGCGCGCCGCGCGGCCCCCGGGCGAGCCCGGCUGCUCGUGCGCGCAGCCCGCGGCCGAGGCGGCGGCGCCCGGCUGGGCCCAGGCGCGGGGCCGCCCCGGGGAGCCCGCAGCAGCCGCCGCGGAGCCCGGCUGGCCCAACAAGCACACGCUGCGCAUCCUCCAGGACUUCAGUUCCGACCCUUCCUCCAACCUCACGUCCCACUCGCUGGAGAAGCUGCCGCCCGCGGCUGAUCCGGCCGAGGGCGCCUGGCGAGGGCGGGACCCUGGCGCCCCGCAGCCCCGCAACCCCGCGCACCGGCCGCUGCUCCGCGACCACGGUCCUCGGAGGUCAGCGCCGCCUCCGGGCCCUAGCGGGGACGGCUCCGUCUUGACCAGGCUGUUUGAACACCCACUCUACCAGGUGGCCGUUCCGCCGUUAACUGGAGAUGACGUCCUGUUUAAUGUCAAUAGCGACAUCAGGUUCAACCCCAGGGCAGCGGAGGAUCCGGACUGGCCACAUGAAGGUAAUGAAGGUGAAGAAUUCCUACCCACUGGGGGCACAGCCGUGGACGCCUACCCCAAUUGGCUGAAAUUCCACAUCGGCAUCAACCGCUAUGAGCUGUACUCCCGACACAACCCCACCAUUGAGGCGCUGCUGCAGGACCUCAGCUCCCAGAAGAUAACCAGUGUCGCUAUGAAGUCGGGGGGCACGCAGCUCAAGCUCAUAAUGACGUUCCAGAAUUACGGGCAGGCGCUGUUCAAGCCCAUGAAGCAAACGAGGGAGCAGGAGACACCCCCUGACUUCUUUUAUUUCUCUGACUAUGAGAGGCACAAUGCAGAGAUCGCUGCCUUCCACCUGGACAGGAUCCUGGAUUUCCGCCGUGUCCCUCCCGUGGCAGGCAGGUUGAUCAACAUGACCAAGGAAAUCAGGGACAUCACGCGAGACAAGAAAUUGUGGAGAACUUUCUUCAUCUCGCCAGCCAACAACAUCUGCUUCUACGGGGAAUGUUCCUACUACUGCUCCACGGAGCACGCCCUGUGUGGGAAGCCCGACCAGAUCGAGGGCUCGCUGGCCGCCUUCCUGCCUGACCUGUCGCUGGCCAAGAGGAAGACGUGGAGGAACCCCUGGCGGCGCUCCUACCACAAGCGCAAGAAGGCUGAGUGGGAGGUGGACCCCGACUACUGUGAGGAGGUGAAGCAGACGCCACCCUAUGACAGCCCCCAGCGCAUCCUAGACCUCAUGGACAUGACCAUCUUUGACUUCCUCAUGGGAAACAUGGACCGCCACCACUACGAGACCUUUGAGAAGUUUGGGAACGAGACGUUCAUCAUCCACUUGGACAACGGAAGAGGGUUUGGGAAGCACUCCCACGAUGAGCUGUCCAUCCUGGUGCCUUUACAGCAGUGCUGCAGGAUCAGGAGGUCCACCUACCUGCGGCUGCAGCUCCUCGCCAAGGAGGAGUACAAGCUGAGCCUCCUGAUGGCCGAAUCUCUGCAGAGGGACCGGGUAGCCCCUGUGCUCUAUCCUCUGCACCUGGAGGCGCUAGACCGUCGGCUGCGCCUGGUGCUUCGGGCCGUGGGGGACUGCGUGGAGAAGGACGGGCUCCACAGCGUGGUGGAGGAUGACCUGGGCUCGGACCCCACGCCUCCCACCACCGCCACGGCCGCAAGGUAGUGAGCCUCCCACCGCGCCGGCCGCCGGGGACUGAGCAGGAGGGUCAUCCUGCACAAGGCCGCGAGCCGCUUGGUGAAUUCAGUGAAUUCAGAGACAUGUGGAUCUUUCUGGAGUCGGAGGGCAACCUACCCCGAGGGGUCCAGCAGGAGGGACGAGCCGAUGUCUGCGCUCACAGACUGAGGUGGGGCGGCUGCGGCACCCACCUUUUUGUAGAGAAGGAAGCCUUUACUUACAAUUUUGUAUUUAUAAGUGGUUAUCUGUAUAUAAGACACACACCUACAGACUGCAGGUUGCCCACCAUUAAGCCAGGGGUCACUCCCUCCCCCGGCUCCUGGGACUUCCACGCACAGAGCACCCCUGGGCGCUAGACCUGAUUGAAGAUAAAGACUCCUUUUCUCCUGCCUUCCUGGCUUCAGCACUCAGAGUGCCUCAGGGCUUAUCGGCUGGGGAGGCCCCAGGUGGAUGCCACGGACUGGGCGCGGGCAGACAGACACAGAGA